Neltuma alba is the source of this 2030-nucleotide messenger RNA. RefSeq lists its product as uncharacterized. NCBI's taxonomy places the organism in Eukaryota, Viridiplantae, Streptophyta, Magnoliopsida, Fabales, Fabaceae. The record is from RefSeq and is a predicted model, not a curated record. The transcript is spliced from 4 exons. Gene Ontology annotation, biological process: nuclear pore organization. Gene Ontology annotation, molecular function: protein-macromolecule adaptor activity. Gene Ontology annotation, cellular component: nuclear pore transmembrane ring. The coding region runs from base 117 to 1805 and encodes 562 amino acids.
ACUGGGAGAGUGAAGCCUUGAAGCAAGCCGAUUCCCAUGCUUUAAAACCCCAACAGGAGGUUGAUUUCCCUCCUGAAGCUCCACAAUCAGACACACCCUAUUUCAAAUUCCGAAAAAUGUCAACUUUAACACCAGACUUACUCAUUAAGAAUCGAUUUCUGGGAUUCUUAAUCUGGCAAUCGAUUCCCUCUACCGUAGUCUAUUUCUUCCUUAAAGCCUUCAUUUCAACUAUCGCCAAUUCCAUUGCUGACACUGAUACCUCCAGCUUGCACAGUACAAGCAGCUCCUUAUUUUGGACUUUCGUACCUUCAUUCAGGGGCUUCAUCUCGUUCAUCACAUUCCACUUUUCCCUGCUUCUUUUCUCCUCUACACUCUCCGUCAUCGCUUCUCCACAGCCUGACCGACCCGCCUCCCUGUUUGAGCUUGCAACUGGUCUUAUCCGCCUCCUCUAUGUUCCCGGAGGCGGGGGUGGCGGGUCUCCGGUGGUUGAUUCCGAAGAUUUUCGACAUCGGGCGAAGGUUUCUUUGAGCUUUGUGUUGUUUGUGGCAGCGGCAGCAGCUUCGGGUUUCACAGCAUCGGUGUCGCUUUGUGGUGUGAGAGCAAUCAGAGACCAUGAUGAUGGGUUUUGGGUGAUUGGAAGACUGGGUUUAAGGGGCUUCUUGGUGGGUUUGCUUUUUGGGUUGCAUUAUGUUUAUAAGCGUCGGUGGGUUUUGGAUUUUCCUAUUAUUCAGCGUCCUCCUUACUUCAGCUUCAAAAUGGGACUUCCUUCAGCUGUUAGACGAGCUCUGAAGCUUUCCUGUGUGGCGUUCGUAUUUUCAACUACUUUGGUUCAGUUUCUUCCGCAUCCACUGAAGAGCAGCAUCACCAUGCGAAGAUCCUUCAUGGAGCAGAUCAUCUGUUCCAUUGGGAGUUUUGCUGUCUUUAUCUGCUGGGAAUUGACUCAUCAUUUGCACCGGGUUUUACAUACUAAAAGGUUCAUGUUUGCACCCCCAAAAGGAUCAGCAGCAGCAGAAACAAAUCCAAGCGAGUAUCUCCUUGUAGCCUUGGAGGAGAGUAAUCCAACAUCUCUUUUACGAUACCUUGCAUAUCUUGAUCUUUGUAUGGUUUGUGAGAACAAUGUUGACACUUGGCGGCGAGCUGCAUUUUUUGAAGAAACUGGUGAGACUUACAAAAGAAUAAUAGCAGUGUGUUUGAGGCCUCUGGAGCAGCUAGCCUCAAGGCUAGGUGAAGGCUUGGGAAAUUCUGUUGACAAACCUGCUCAAUUAUCAAAUCAGUUAUUGUCUCCAACAGACUCACGACUAGAUACGAAGUACUUAGAGCCACUAACUAACUUCAAGCUUUAUGCGUGGUGUUCGAAGACCGUGGCUUCACUGACUGCCUGCUCACACAGAGAGGACAAGUUUGGAGCUGCUCAGCUUUCAGGAAGUAAUGCAGCUGUCGUGUCGACAUUGCUAUCCUGCCUUCUUGCUGUUGAAACAUUCAUGGGAAAGAAGACAAACCUACAAUCUCCCAAUCAGCUGUCAGGACCUGCCAGUAUCCGGUGGCUACCGGCAAAUAGUGGAAGGGCUGAUGUUGCAACUGUCAAAAGAAGAAGUGGACCUGUAAAUUCAAAAGCUUAUGCUGUUGCUGAUGUCCUCAAGACCUCUAUCUAUCAAAUUGUCUCCACAUUCCAUGAUGAGAUGUUGGCUAGUGCUAAAGCAGGUCUUCUUGAGAAGGACUGGAUCACAAGUGGGAAACCCAUUUUCGGUACUCGGGAGAUCCUUAUACAAAAGUUGCGCUUGUUUCUUGAUUUCCGAGCUACCUAACUGCAAAUUUCUGGCUUUGAUUGCAACUUCCCUUGUUGACCUAUUGGUGGGAUAUCCUUUGAGCUAUCAACAUGCUUUACCGACAUAAUAGUACACACAGGUUUGUUGCCUAGUGGGAGGAAGGGGGGGGGGGGUGGGGGGAAUCAAUUUUGCUGUCUGAAUAUUGAGAUGGAUAUUAAUUGCUUUCUGUGUUCUUGAAUGCAAUUGAUUUGCCAGUUGAAUUCA